Molecule: messenger RNA, 1816 nt
Organism: Sander lucioperca (pikeperch)
Lineage: Eukaryota; Metazoa; Chordata; Actinopteri; Perciformes; Percidae
Product: nuclear factor 7, brain-like
Exons: 1
Coding region: 374-1801 (475 amino acids)
Molecular function (GO): protein binding; zinc ion binding
Source: RefSeq, a predicted model, not a curated record
UUUUUCAAGAAGCUGGUUGAAGGAAUGAAAGAGGGAGGCUGAGUUCACACGCUCCAACAAGUCCUCCACCACUGGAACACUUUGAAAAAAUCCUGUUUUGCACGACUACAUGUAAGCUGGCAUAUUAGUGGAGUAUUAAUUUUCAUUAGCAAUGGAAACAGCUUAGUCAGAAUAUCGUCUAUUUUGUUAUACGGGUAAAAACCGUAAUAUGUGCAUCUAAACGCAGUCACUGUUGAACAGAGCUGAGACACCAUUACAGGGUGUGAGAUCUCUGCUGGAAAACACACACGGCUGGAAUAUUAGAAGCAGUCAGGAGAAGUGACAGUAACUCAGUGAGUCUUGCUUUUGACCGGCGAUUUAGAUACGAAGACAAAUGGCUGAGAGAGCUCUCGUUGAAAGUUUCCUGAACUGCCAUGUGUGUUCAGAGACUUUCAGAGAUCCUGUGUCUCUGGGCUGCAGCCACAGCUUCUGUUCAAGCUGCCUGCACACAUUCUGGGAACAAGUUAAAAACAAAAACUGUCCCAUUUGUAAAAGAAAAUCCUCAAAAGAACAUCCUUGGGUGAACUAUUCGCUGAAGGAGCUGGCUGACUCCUUUUCUGGGAGACAGACAUCUGGACCAUCUGAGGCAGAAAAAGGAGAGAAGAAGGUGGAGGUGGUGGUGUGUAGUAAACAUCCAGAAGAGCCUCAAUUGUUCUGUAAGGAUGAAGAUAGAGUGGUGUGUCCUGUCUGUGACUUUGCCCACCAUGUCGGCCACAGGCUGGUUCCUGUAGAAGAGGCAGUCAGAGAUCUGAAGGAGCAGCUGGAAUCUGACUUAGAGUGUCUGCAGGACAAGAGGGACAAACACAGACGCGUGGAGGAAACCUAUGAUGAAGUGAUUCAACACUCCAAGAAGCAGCUGCUGUCCACAGAGAGGCAGAUCAGAGACGAGUUCAACAAGCUGCACCAGUUCCUGAAAGAGGAAGAGGAGUCCAGACUGGCAGCUCUGAGGGAGGAAGAGGGGCAGAGGGGGAAGACUGUCAGCAGAGAGAUGAAGAGGAUUCAGGAGCAGAUCUCCUCUCUGUCAGACAGCAUCUCUGCUGUGGAAGCAGACCUGCAGAAAGACAGCGUGCCGUUCCUCGGCAGUUAUAAAGUCUCUCGGAUCAGAGCCAGAGUCCAGUGCUCGCUGUCAGAUCCACAGCUGGUCCCAGGAGCGCUGACAGAUGUGGCCAAACAUCUGGGCAACCUGUCCUUCAGAGUCUGGGAGAAGAUGAGGGACAAGGUCCACUUCAGUCCCGUCAUACUGGACCCAAACACUGCAAACGGCAGUCUCUAUCUGUCUGAUGAUCUGACCAGUGUGAGAUGUAGAGACACAAUCCAGAAGCUUCCUGAUAAUCCAGAGAGAAACAGCAACUAUGUCUCUGUCCUGGGCUCUGAGGGCUUCAGCUCAGGGAAACACAGCUGGGAGCUGGAGGUGGAAGAUUAUCCUCUCUGGAUCUUGGGUUUAGCUAAAGAGUCAGCUGACAGUAAGGGAGAGCGAUUUGCUUCACCAGAAUAUGGAAUCUGGUGUUUAAGGCACGGUGAUGGAAAAUACACUAAUGGAGUUGGUAAGACUGUCACAGUGAAGAAGAGACUCCAGAGGAUCAGAGUCCAGCUGGACUAUGAGGGGGGGGAGGUGUCCUUCUACUACUCUAAAGACAUGACUCACAUCUACACUCACAGAGACACUUUCACUGAGAAACUCUUCCCAUAUCUCAGUGUCGGACCGGCUGGCGAUGCUCAAACUGCCGAUAUCAAAAUCUGUCAAAGUGAGAUUUCUGUGUGAUGUUCUUACAUGUUC